This is a messenger RNA of Trypanosoma grayi, 2340 nucleotides long. RefSeq names its product chaperone DnaJ protein. The transcript has a single exon. NCBI's taxonomy places the organism in Eukaryota, Euglenozoa, Kinetoplastea, Trypanosomatida, Trypanosomatidae. Bases 1 to 2340 code for a protein of 779 amino acids. The record is from RefSeq and is a predicted model, not a curated record.
AUGCAGGGAGAUCUUCAAAAAUCAAGACGUCUGUAUCAAACGCUGCUGCUCCCCAACUUCAGUAGCAUUGAUGAUGUGCGCCAAUCAUACAAGUCGUUGGUCUUAAAGUACCAUCCCGACAAGAACCUUGAUGAUCCGUCGGCGGCUGAGAAGUUCCGUGAUGUUCGCGUGGCGUACGAGAUUCUCUCGAAUGUAGAAGCGAAACGAAAAUACGACAGCAACCUGCGCCUGUUCCAACCACUUGGCGUCAAUUCCUAUGUACCUGGAGCCAGAACGCCUCGAAAUCCGGCAGCGGCGGCGGCGGCGACUGGGUCGGAGGCAGGAUUCAACCCUUACAUGCCGACGGGCAAUGCGACGAGCAGCAUCUACGAGGAGCUUAACACCUACGCGGCGAAGAGGGCCGGACGGCAACAGCAGAGACGCGCCUCCUCUGCUAGAGUGCAAGAGGACCGUGCGUCGCAGUACACAAAAGAACAAAAGGAGUUCUUUAAAAAGCGCGAGAAGGUGCACCAGGCGGAGCUGCGCAAACGACUGGAACAAGAGAGGCGCGAGCAGCGCGAGCGGGAGUUGGAGGCGCUGCGCCGCGAGCAGGAAGUGCAGCGCUGGCACCAGCACCGCCCGGCGAAGGGCACACGCCGCACCUUCUCUGCGUCGGGGGUGCAACGUGCGUCGCCCAUACCUACAGCCGCUGUCGAUCCUCAGCGGCAGGCGGAGAGCCGCAAGAGCCCAGCGAAGCCCAUGUCUGCGCGUGAGCCCUACACAGGUGUGAAUAUGCCGGACACCGUGCGCCCCGUGCCGUCGCCGCGUGUUCGCCGCCCGUCGGUGGAUCAGGACGCUGAUCGGGCGGAGCGGCUCCGGCGCGAGAAGGAGCGGCAGACAGAGGUGCGCCGGGCGGAGCAGGAGAAAUACGUGGAGCGGCUUAUGAAACAGCGUAUUCGUGAGUUGCGGCUGCGGAAACGCGAAACUGAAGAAGCAGAGCAGCAAGAACGCGAAAACCAGCAGCAACUUUUCUUUCUUAGUGAGAAUAGUGAGCGAGAACAGAUGAUUCUGCCGCAGGAACAACUAGAACGUAGAAGGCUCUGGCGGGAGUACAAGCAAUGCAUCCGUCACUGCCUGCUACGCCUCCGUUCUCAGCGGCAGGUAACGAUGGAAAAGACGUACAGGAACCUCAUCGAGGCGGAGGCGGAGGCGCAACUUCAAGUCUUGUACCUGGGAACAAUGGAGGCAUGGCAGCGUGGUGUGUGUCAUAUGAAGGAAAUAUUGGCGUGGAAGACUCUCACGUCAUGGAAUUUGAACCAAUGGUGUGGAAUUUGCAUCGAGGAGCAGACGGCAGUUGCCCACAGACAUCUCGUCUUAUUUGAUGACUUGUGUACCAGCGAGGCAUUGGAGUUUACUCUUAUUGAGAUGCAGCAGAAGGAAGAUGCGGCUCGGAUGCAGGUGGUUGAGCAACAUCGCCACCUGAUCGCGAAGUACCGUGGCGCUUUCCAACCAAUGCUGGAACGGUAUUCGCUGAUGGGCGUAAUGAAAGAGCAACGUGCUUUCAUCGCACACACAGAAGAUACAGAACGUGCAAUUGUGUUAUUGGCUAUGCAGGAGUCCGUUGACCGCUGCGCAGUGCAGGGGGAGGAGGAAGAGGAAGUUCUGAGGCUCAUUAAGCAGCGCGCGGUGGAGCGGCAGGCAGUGCACAUCGCCGAUGAGGAGCGUGCGCGUGUGGUGGAGAGACGGGCCAACGCUUCAGCCAUCGCCACGUUGCAAGUUGAAAUUCAGCGAUUGAAGCGGGCGUUGCGCGCCGAGAGCUUGCCAGUGCCGCGAGAAAAGAGAGGGUGCAGUGCCGAAAGCACCUCACCGUACCGAGCAAGGCCUUUACUCAACAAUGACGCCGCUUCUGUCGUACGGAACAGUGUGGAUGUCGUGGGCAGCGGCCGAUACGAGAGCGUUAACGCUGGUAACAGCAACGUGCAGCUCGACGGUACGCCGCGCCAGCGUCCUCGACCCGCCACACCGUCGCGAACUCCCUCGCCGCCACGGCCACUCCGUGAAACGUCGGUGGUAGCUGUAACAACAACAACAGCAAUGCCUACAGCAUCUGUCUCAACAACAACUCAUCAGCAAGUAGUGGAAGUCAGUGCGUCACGUCGUGCGACGGCGCCUGACGCCAAAUACGCGGCGGGCCUACCACAGGUUGGCUGUGGCGGCGGAAGAGACGGAUUGGCAAAGGGUGCUUCAACGGCGGUGGCGCCGUUGUACUUCUCAUCGUACCUCAAACAAACGUGCGGGUUUGAGUCCCCGCAGGAACGCCAGUCCUCCCAGCGGUCUUCUGUCUUGGGAGAAAGCCAAUAG